CCCGGCCCGGCCCGGCAGCUGCCGCUCCCGUCCCGCUCCGACGGCGCCGCUGCCCGGGAGCGCCGGCCGCCAUAUUGUCACCCCCAGCGGGCCGGGGUCCGGCAGCCCCCCCCCGCGACAGGAGCGGGGAGAGACCCCCCCCGCGCCGCCCCCCGCGGCCCGGCCAGGAACAGGGCAAUGCUGUGAGCCCCUGGCUCUUGGGAGGCCCUGCAGCCCAUCACUUUUCUCUGUGCCGACGGAUGGAAACCACGGAUAGCUGCGACGUGGAAGCACUUUCCCUUUCCUCUUGAGCGGAUUGCUGCAGCGAGCUCUGCCCGGCCCAGCUGGCCCCCCCACCUGUCUGGAAUGCAGCUCACACCUUUCUCUGCCUCUCCCAGGACAGCUCAAGGCAGCAUCUGGGCUAUAGAUUAACCAAGGUUCAAGAUCAUAAAGGGCACAAGUCAUUUUACUUUCUGUGCAGCCCCCCGAAGAGGAUAGUACUGCAACAUUACUCCAGGUUGAUACCUGCCUUCGUUGCUCUGUCUGAGCACCGCGCCUAGCACUGGUGAUUGAGGUGCUGACCCUCUGUCUGUGGAAGCAUGUCGGGCCCAGUGCCAAGUCGAGCAAGGGUCUAUGCGGAUGUGAACACUCAGAGACCCCGCGAGUACUGGGACUACGAGUCACACGUCGUGGAAUGGGGCAACCAAGAUGACUACCAGCUUGUGCGGAAACUUGGCCGUGGCAAAUACAGUGAAGUCUUUGAAGCCAUCAACAUCACGAACAAUGAAAAAGUUGUGGUGAAAAUCCUUAAGCCAGUAAAAAAGAAGAAAAUCAAGCGUGAGAUUAAGAUCCUGGAGAAUCUCCGAGGAGGCCCCAAUAUUAUCAGUCUGCUAGAUAUAGUCAAAGACCCCGUGUCUCGCACGCCUGCCCUGGUCUUUGAACAUGUCAACAACACAGACUUCAAGCAAUUGUACCAGACACUAUCUGACUUCGACAUUCGAUUCUACAUGUAUGAAAUCCUAAAGGCACUGGAUUACUGUCACAGUAUGGGGGUCAUGCAUCGAGAUGUCAAGCCACACAAUGUCAUGAUAGACCACGAGCACAGAAAGCUGCGGCUGAUAGACUGGGGGCUGGCUGAGUUCUAUCACCCUGGGCAGGAGUACAAUGUUCGCGUGGCCUCGAGGUAUUUCAAGGGACCGGAGCUCUUGGUAGACUACCAGAUGUAUGACUACAGCUUGGACAUGUGGAGUUUGGGCUGCAUGUUGGCCAGUAUGAUCUUCCGGAAGGAGCCCUUCUUCCACGGCCACGAUAACUAUGACCAGCUUGUGCGGAUCGCGAAAGUGCUGGGAACGGAGGAUCUGUACGACUACAUCGACAAGUACAACAUAGAGCUGGAUCCCCGCUUCAAUGACAUCCUAGGCAGACAUUCCCGCAAGCGGUGGGAGCGCUUCGUGCACAGUGAGAACCAGCACCUCGUGAGCACAGAGGCACUCGACUUCCUGGACAAGCUCCUGCGCUACGACCACCAGACGCGGCUCACUGCCCGGGAGGCCAUGGAGCACCCGUACUUCUAUCCCAUAGCGAAAGAUCCAGCCAGGAUGGGCCCCUCAGCUGGACUGUCAGCCAGUAACACACCUGUCAGCUCCUCCAGUAUGUUGGCAGGUCUUACCUCAAUGUCUGCAUCCCAGCCCAUUGGCAGCUUGGCCGCAUCGCCCGUCAUCUCCUCUCCAAACGCUCUGGGGUCGCCAGUUCCUGCUGCAGCUGGAGUGCAGCCCUGAACUCAGUUCUCAGCCUCUGGCUUCGAGCCCUACCAAGGCUGCGCUUGCCUCGUACGCUCCUGCCCUAUUCCUCCAAGCGCUGACCCGCUCUGCCACCUGCGAGCCGCAGCUUUCCAGAGGGCAGGAACCGGGGGGGCUCUCUGGAAUUUUAUUCGUAUUUCUGUUGAGUAUGAAAAAAGAGCAAAACCAUAGGUUCCUUUUUCCCUCUGUGCGGUAACGAUAUCAAACUCUCUGGCUGUGGCCAAAGGCUGAUCUUGUUGUCUGUCGGGGUAAAGAGUUAGCUGCAUUCUUCUCAUGAGGAUCAUGGUUAGUGAUGCAACUACAAUGUAGAAAUUUCAAAUGGAUAAUAAAAUUUAUUUUCUAUGUCCCUAA
This is a messenger RNA of Chelonia mydas (Green sea turtle), 2129 nucleotides long. RefSeq names its product casein kinase II subunit alpha. Gene Ontology annotation, molecular function: ATP binding; protein serine/threonine kinase activity. Gene Ontology annotation, biological process: protein phosphorylation. The coding region runs from base 579 to 1757 and encodes 392 amino acids. Lineage: Eukaryota; Metazoa; Chordata; Testudines; Cheloniidae. The record is from RefSeq and is a predicted model, not a curated record. The transcript has 15 exons. Gene Ontology annotation, cellular component: cytosol; nucleus; protein kinase CK2 complex.